Messenger RNA from Macrosiphum euphorbiae (potato aphid), 279 nucleotides. NCBI's taxonomy places the organism in Eukaryota, Metazoa, Arthropoda, Insecta, Hemiptera, Aphididae. The record is from the annotation of a GenBank genome assembly.
AUGAAUUUAUUACGUGGGCUUCAAUCAAAUGAACCUGCAGAUUUCAAAAAUUAUUUGCGUAUGGAAAAUCAUACAUUUUAUGAGUUGUUGGACCUAGUUAGACCUCUAAUAGAAAAACAGAAUACAAUGAUGCGAGAAAGUAUUUCUGCAGAAGAGCGGCUUAUAGCUACAUUGCGGUUUUUGGCCACUGGAAGGAGUUUUGAAGACCUAAAAUUGUCAUGUGCUAUAUCUGCCCAAGCUAUAGGAAAAAUCAUUCCAGAGACUUGCCGUGCAAUAUAA